UUGUCAUGUUUCAGAUUUGGACACAGGACAGACAGAAGUGCCUCACAGGCCAGAGCUUUAGUGAAAAGAUGUGGCAAAAGGUGGGCUGCUGUGGAUUUGUGGGAGCUGGUGGAGGUGGGCGAGACCUUUGGGACCAGAAUGAAGAGUGAUGGCAGGUGGUGCAAGGGAGGAGGGCUACUGGACAGGGGAGGGCUGGCUGAGGAGGAAAGUUCUAGAAGUCUCUCUGGAACACAGUCCACAUGAUGAUGUUCCUUAGAGAACUGGAGCAGCCCCAGACCCACUGUUAGAACUGAAACACUUUUAAACCUAGAUGGUACAGCAGGGCUUGUUUCUGUGUGGCAGAGGCUGUCCCUUACCAGAACAUACCUCCCCUGUCCUGUGGCUGUGCUGCCACCCAUCACACUGGUGAUGGUCAUGGUCACCUGCGGGAGCAGAUCUCCCCCUGCAGGAGGUGGGAGGGACAAGCCUGCUGUGUGUAUCUGUCCCCUGCACCUCCAUUGUUCUCCUGUGGAGGAGAGUGCAGAGGAACAGGCUGUUUGACUCCAAGACAGUGAUUGGAAGCUGCUCAUUCAGGCAAGGUCUCUGAAGAGGCUUAGGCAUGUGUGCAAAAAGAGGCUCUUUGCCUGCACAUUGGGAAGGUCAUAGAACUUGCCCCCCACCCGGAAUACCCCAAGGGUCGAUUUGAUACUGUUUGUUUUUCUAGGGUCAGGUGACCCCAUGGCUUGUUCACCAGAAUUCUGGGGGCCAAGUUCAGUCUGGGUGGGUGACUGUUUUAACCAUCCUGCUGUUGGACGUGGGCUACGCCUAGAUAGUCCUCGGUACCAGUGUUGCUCGAAGCUCUUGGGUAGCUAGGGUGGAUUCUUUUUUUUUUUUUUUUUUAAUGUGUAUUUAUUUUUGAGGGAGAGCACAAGUAGGGAAUGGGCAGACAGAGAGGGGGACAGAAGAUCUGAAGCAGGCUCUGGGCUGACAGCAGUGAGCCCGAUAUGGGGCUUGAACUCACAAACUGUGAGAUCAUGACCUGAGCCGAAGUCGGACUCUCAUCCGAUUGAACCACCCAGGUGCCCUAUAGGGUGGAUUCUAAGAACUGUUGAGUCCCCUGGUAUGUGUGUGUAAGAUCACAGCAGAUCUUCCUGGUGCUUUUUCAGGGCCCCUGUAGUAGCCUACAGUUUGAUCACCAUAAAGGAGUGUGCUUUCCGUCUCCUAACACGUGUCAAAAUAUUUAAUAUCUGCCAGUCUGAUGGGUUAAAAUGGUAACUCAUAUGAGCCUCUCUGAUUUCCACUGAGGUUGGACGUCUGUUCUUGUCUGUUUCUAUGUAAAAGUUUCUACAUAACAAGUCACUCCUAAGUCAAGUUGUUUAAAAUGACCAUCUUACUAUGACCCACAGUGCUGUGGAUUAGGAAUUUGGGCAGAGUGAUUCUUCAGCUGUGUGUGCCAUCCAUUGGGGUCACUUGACGGUUUUCAGCUGGCACUGGGCCAAUCUGGGGACCACUUAACUCCUUCUGGCACACUGUGCUGGUCCCAGCGUUCAUAGGACAGCCAGAUUCAAGGGAGAGUGCACCCCCUCCAUGGGGAGUGUUAAAGUUACGUGGCAUCUGGAAUUGUCACACUUCCCGUCCUUGUUCUGUUCACUCCCCUGUCGUGUUUCUCUUGGGCUGUGUUGGUCUAUAGGAGCAUCACUGAUGUCCCAGAUUUCUGGGAUGGGAACAAUUCUGGGUCUGGCCCUAGGAAGGGAUGGCUGAUGGAGUGUGGAUUAGAAAUCAGGAUCCAGUCACAGGCAGUGCCAACAGGGGUGGAGGAUGAGCCAAGGGUUCACGGUGGGGGGAAAGCCCGGUGGUCUGUGGAUGGCUAACAGGAGGCCUGUUUGGCAGGAUGGAGUCAGCCUGGGGAGACAUGAACAUGGCUGGUGUGGCUGGCUCCUGGCCCUGGACACUUGGGAUACCAGGUUCCUCCUGCCUGGUGGCUCUGUCAGAUUCUGAGUCACCUUGCCCUCACUGGACCAUCGAGUUGGGAGGAAGAGGAGGGGCUGGGCAGGGAGGCUAACAUCUUUGGCCUUGUCUCAACACGGGGCAGGGAAAGAAGUGGAGCUGCCAGGAGUGAGAGUCACGGAGCUCCCAGCCCCUCUCUGCUUGGUUCUCCAGCCGUGCUGUCUUCUUGGUUGUCCAGCCACAGCCUGUGACCAUAGUGGUCUCUGGGCAUAUGUCCAUUAGAGUGAGGAAUUUGAGUUCCCGACCACAGAAAGGUGGGGUGACCUGUGCUUCUGGUCUGGGUGCUUCCACAGGAGAGUCGGGGAGAGGACGGAACCAUCUCUUGAUGUUGAAAACCAGUCCUCCUGGGCAGCACUGGUCCAGGAAGUCAAGGGUGUCCUCACCUGCCAGUGUGCCAUACUGUUGGGUACCUUAUCUGCUCAGGCAGGUCUGACCACAUUCCUGUGUCAUGAGGCCAUCCGAGUGACCUGCAUGGGUUCCUGCAGGGUGUCCAACAAGGCCAAUGAUGCAGCGUGGGUAGUGGAGGAGGGCUACUUCAACAGUGCGCUGUCGCUGGCUGACAAGGGAAGCCUGCCCGCUGGAGAGCACAACUUCCCCUUUCAGUUCCUGCUUCCUGCCACAGCGCCAACGUCCUUUGAAGGCCCUUUUGGGAAGAUUGUACACCAGGUGCGGGCCACCAUCGACACACCACGUUUUUCCAAGGAUCACCAGUGCAGCCGUGUGUUCUAUAUCUUGAGCCCCCUGAAUCUGAACAGCAUCCCUGACAUCGAGCAACCCAACGUGGCCUCCACCACCAAGAAGUUCUCCUACAAGCUGGUGAAGACGGGCAGCGUGGUCCUCACCGCCAGCACCGACCUCCGUGGCUACGUGGUGGGCCAGGUGCUGCGGCUGCAGGCUGACAUCGAGAACCAGUCAGGCAAGGACACCAGCCCUGUGGUAGCCAGUCUGCUGCAGAAAGUAUCCUACAAGGCCAAGCGCUGGAUCUAUGAUGUGCGGACCAUCGCAGAGGUAGAGGGUGCGGGUGUCAAGGCCUGGAGGCGGGCGCAGUGGCAAGAGCAGAUCCUGGUGCCUGCCCUGCCCCAGUCAGCCCUGCCAGGUUGCAGCCUUAUCCACGUGGACUACUACUUGCAGGUCUCCCUGAAGGUGCCUGAAGCCACCGUGACCCUUCCUGUCUUCAUCGGCAAUAUUGCUGUGAACCACGCCCCGCUGAGCCCCCGGCCAGGCCCAGGGCUGCCUCCUGGGGCCUCAAUCCCGGUGGUGCCCUCCGCACCGCCCCAGGAGGAGGCGGAGGCUGCGGCCAGCAGCCCCCACUUUGCAGACGCAGUCUCCCUCUCCACGAAGAGCCACUCACAGCAGCAGUCACUACCUGCCACCUUCAGCUCUGUGCCUGCUGCCCCUGAGCCCCGCCCUCAGGAUGGCAGCCCUGCUCCCCACCCACUGCCCCCUCCCUUGUGCAUCUCUACAGGUGCCACUGUUCCCUACUUUGCAGAGGGUUCAGGAGGGCCAGUGCCCACCACCAGUACCUUGAUCCUGCCCCCAGAAUACAGCUCAUGGGGUUAUCCCUAUGAGGCCCCGCCAUCCUAUGAGCAGAGCUGUGGCGGUGCAGAUCCCAGCCUGACGCCCGGGAGCUGACCCUGUGCCGCCUUUUCCGGGUGGGCUGACCUCUGCCCUGGGACCGGGCGCCCAGGGCCUCGUGCCUUUGCUCCUGGCCUGGCCCGGCGCACUCAGGACCUGCUGCUGCCCGGCCGUUCCUCGCAGCCUCCGCCUCGGGAUCAGCCUCUCCCCGGGGACUGGGGCCUAGAGAGAUGGAGUGUAAAUAAAGCGCUUCAUUUGUA
Molecule: messenger RNA, 3821 nt
Organism: Acinonyx jubatus (cheetah)
Lineage: Eukaryota; Metazoa; Chordata; Mammalia; Carnivora; Felidae
Gene: ARRDC1
Product: arrestin domain containing 1
Exons: 8
Coding region: 2458-3618 (386 amino acids)
Biological process (GO): protein transport
Cellular component (GO): cytoplasm
Molecular function (GO): ubiquitin-like ligase-substrate adaptor activity; ubiquitin protein ligase binding
Source: RefSeq, a predicted model, not a curated record